AGCGGAUUGCACCACCGAAAGCAGCGACGACACGUAGCCUGGCACAUCGGAUUUUCCUCUGCUAAUAAUAAUUGUCAUACAGUCCGCACUAGCCUUGCCAGUGCGGUUUAAAUUACGUUGGGAGGAGAGGUCUCAUUCAUGCUUUGCAAUAUAACCCGCGGCACACACCCGCAUUCACACAAAAAGCCUUAUAUAUAUAUAUAUAUAUAUAUAUAUAUAUUUCCCUCUAGCCUUCUCGCGACUCGAGAAGCUGUCGAUCCUGUGCAACCCGAACACAAGAGUUGUGCUCCACUCAGCAGCGAAUAGCACCUAUUCAUUAGCUGCGCGCCAUCACUUCCGAUCCAUUUUUUUUCUUUCAUCUUUUUGCUGUUGGUGAAUCACAAAUGGACCAACCACUGCAUCUCCGCCUCGCGAAAACGGUCCUGCUCUCCGGCAUCUUGCUCAUGUAUGUGGCGUACGACACGGGGUUUCGCCUGUGGAUGGCGCAGAGCGACGUCAGAGUGCUGAACGCUGCCAUUGUACGGGACACGACUGCCCUGAACGUACGCGGUGAGGGUGGCUUGACGUUUGAGGCGGCCACUGAGGUAGCGUCAACGCCUUCCUUGCAGAUUUACCUUCGCCAGAACUAUCGCUGGCCAAGUGCGAGGCCUUCUACCGCGGCCAGUGGCGAUGAGCAGGGCGGCGACACCGACAAGGACAUCGCCAAUCACCGCGGGUAUGGCGCGGGGUCGACGGCGGCGGACGUGGGCGCCUCUUACUCUCCAAACAGCGCCGCAGCCCUCUCCGAUUUCCCCAUGGCGGCAGUGGUGGUGGAGAGCACGUGGCUGUCGCCCGACCAGGCCGCCGUCUCCGCCCCCUACGCGCAACGGUUGUUGGAAGGCUUUCGAUACGCGCUCCUCACCGGGUCACCGUGGUUGUUGUUGGCCGGCUCGGCAGAAGAAACUGCAUUGGGCUUGCAGUACCUACGCCGCCUGUCGCAGCCUGCAGAAACGCUCUUUGGCAUGACGGCGCUUGCCGGUUGGCCGUCGGAGCUGACGCGAGUGGCGGAGUCUAUUCGAGCGUCCAUGGCGCCGUACGCUACCUUGGGGGCGUGGAUGCACGGGGCACCCUCGAAGCCCAUUCCGUCCUUUGACAGCUCCGCCCUUCCUGCUGUGUCGCCUUCGGCGUUGCUGCGGCGCCUUGCGCUCUCGCACGAUGAUUCUUCCGCAGCGCUGCGCUCCUCCUUGCAUCACCUCCUCUCGGUGAGUGCGCUGGCGCGCGCUGAGGGCGGCACCCAGCACCGCCGACCGUCGGCGCUGAUCCUGGGUGCAGAGUGGCUGCGUCGCAGUGAUGCCGCCCUUCUUCGCCUCAGCGGCAGCGGCAAUGUUGAUGAUGGUGGUAGUGGUUUUGCUGUCACAGAGGCAGAGGUGAAGAGGCCACGUGUGACGGUGUUCGCCACAAGCGAUACGUACAGCAGCAGCAGUGACGACGUUUCGUGGGAGUCUCCGCGGAUGUGGGAAUGGCCCGUCAACGGCACUCAGUCGCAGCGGGUGCACCUCACCCUUCCAGGGAUUGUCGCCAUCGCCGUCCCCGACGCUAACAAACGCGCCCGCUUCGCUGCAAAAGCGCUGCAGCAGCUUCUGGAGAAGACAUUGCUGCGACGUCACGCACGACGUGCAGAAGCGCCGCGCAUCACCGCCAGGUCUGUCCAUGAGGGCUGGGAGUGGUGGUGGCUGGGUCGCUCGUACGGGGUAACGGUGGUGGGCGGCGGGUGGGAGCAGCAACGCGUACGACUGCUCUACACCAAGGCCCUCCGCGAAGCUGCCGCUGAGACGCACGAGGGCCUUCGCCAGGCGGUCCAAGACGUCCACCGGGCCCGUUGCCGCUUCGAGAGCGGUAGUGGUGCGUCGUCUCCGCUUUGCGCUGGCGCGCGGCGUAGCCGGCUGCCCACCUCUGCCCUCCCUUUCACCGCAGCGGUGCCGAGCCCGCCGAAGGUGUUUGUGCUGCCUCCGGGCGCGGAGGACACGCAGACGCCGGAGCCGCAGCCGGAGUGGCUGAACUACACGGGCGAGCUGCCGCUGUCGGUGAACGCGGACGCCUCCUAUGCUGCGCGGGUCAUUGGACGAUGGAGCUACUUUAUUUACGUGAACUACCGUCGUUGGAUGGACUGGUUCCUCGCCUCCUUGCCCGGCGGGGCCUACCAAGAUCACUUCGUGCUCGCCUCGGUGCUCAUGUCAGACCUCGCGGAUCAUCGAAUUAGCUGGCGAGACGUACUCUACCUUCGGUAA
Molecule: messenger RNA, 2267 nt
Organism: Leptomonas pyrrhocoris
Lineage: Eukaryota; Euglenozoa; Kinetoplastea; Trypanosomatida; Trypanosomatidae
Exons: 1
Coding region: 384-2267 (627 amino acids)
Source: RefSeq, a predicted model, not a curated record